This is a messenger RNA of Purpureocillium takamizusanense, 3759 nucleotides long. RefSeq lists its product as uncharacterized. NCBI's taxonomy places the organism in Eukaryota, Fungi, Ascomycota, Sordariomycetes, Hypocreales, Ophiocordycipitaceae. The record is from RefSeq and is a predicted model, not a curated record. The transcript is spliced from 2 exons. Bases 343 to 2073 code for a protein of 576 amino acids.
AUCCUACAAGCUUUUCUCUCCGUCGCCUUUUUUGUUCCUGUUCCUGUUCCUGUCCCCGUUCCCGUCGUGCCGCCUCGUCCUCGUCGUCUUCGUCGUUGCUGCUGCAUUGCGUCGCCGGCAAUGCGUCCCGGGACCAUCUGAGAUUGGAACCCGUAUCCCAGCACCGACCGUCAUUAGUAUCGAUUGUUGUUCGCGGCGUCGCUCCGGCACCCGGCUUCACUGAGAAGCCCGCCGCCUCCGGCUACCCCUCGAGGGGCCUCCUCCGUCCUGCCCGCCUCUCGCCCGCUUCCCGACAGCAAAGAACGCACGCACGCGCCCGCUGUCUGGCCCUCGCCGUUCACCAUGGGCAUCAAGUAUGACAUAUUCGACGCCCGCGACCUGCUCGCAUACCCCGGCGGCGACAACGACACCGAUACCGUCCUCGGCGGCGUCCACUUCAACCUCACGACCCUCAAGCACUGGAACUACACCCUCUACGAGAACCGCACCCUAUCCAACGAGUCCAAUUGCUGGCUGGUCUUCGAGCCUUACGAACCCAAGCUGCUGCGCCAGAAUGGCAGCUUCGUCAACGCCACCUCGUGCUAUAGCGCCAUCGAGAAUAUCAGCACCCGCGGCUACACCGGCAUAGGCUUCGCUGUCGCCUAUGGCUUCGGCCUCGUCCUGACCAUCACCGUCCUCGCAAAACAUGGCGCCCUCUACCUCCCCAAAGAGCGCCGCUUCUACCCCAUCGGCCGCCGCUGGCAGUGGUACUGGGCCUGCUUCACUUGCGCCUGCGCCCUCGUCAGCCUCUUCCUCAACAUUGACGUCGACCGAUACUACCUGCCCGAUCUGCCCAUCGUCGUCAAUGUUUUUUUCUGGUUCCUCAUCUGCCAGGGCACCCUGUGUCUGACCUGGGAAGCCGUGAGACAUUGGGGCAGCUGGCUCGAACGCCAGUAUGUCGAUCCAAAUCCAUUUGUCUACCGCGACGGCGACCGGAGAUGGCAGAUUGAGUUCUUCAUCCCUCUGUGGUUUUAUUUCUGGGUCUGGAUGAACUUCUUCCUCGUCGUCCCGCGCAGCUGGAACUUUGCCAAGUACCAGCGGUCCGUCGCUCAAACAGCAGAGUAUGCCAUACCCGCGGCCACCGGCGCCCGCUUCAAGGCCGGCGCCUUUUGUCUCAUCAUCGCCUGGCUCACCAUUUUGUUCUCGCUCCGCCACUCCAUCAAACACUACAAGGCGCGCAACCGCGGCCUCGUCAACCGUACCCGGGGCCUGCUUCAGGCUGUGCCGCUGCGCUUCUGGCUCAUCAUUCCGCUCACGGCCGCCCUCAUCGCCUAUCAGGUCUUCAUGUCCUUUGAGUGGAAGUACUCGCUCAUCCGAAUUGGCGGCGUCGUGCCAGUUCAGUUUGCCUGGGGCUACGGGCCCUCGGUUCUCAUCGUCUACAUUCAGGUGCUGUUCGGAUACAUCAACCCCAACGAGGACAAGGAGCUCAUCCGCCAACGCCGCGAGCGCGGCGAGAUGAUCAAUCGCGAGCUCGGCAUCGUCAAGCGCCCUGCCUGGUGGCGUCGCGUUCGCGGCGACCAUCUACACUCGCUGCGCGACAAAAUCAUGCGCAACGUCAAUGAGGUCGGCGGCGAGCGCGGCACCGGCCGCAGAGCCGAGGACGACAUGGAGCGCUACGCCCGCCUGGAAGCACAAGGCGCUGCCAUCAACGACGACGGCAUCGAGCUCGACAACAUGCACGACGGCUCCGGCAACAACCCGCGCGUCGACCGCGCCGGCGCGAGGACCAUCUCCACGACGUCGGACCACACCGUGUCAACCCCGUACGCGGGCAAGAACGAUCGCCGCCACGCCGAGCGCAUCAUGCAGUCCGCCGCCGGCGUGCUGUUCCCCAACGACGCCGAGCGCCAGCGCCAGCAGCGCGCCGCCUUCCUCAUGGAGGACGGCCCGCCGCCCCCGCCACCCUACACGGACAGCGAGAGGCGCGAGUCGGGCGCCGGCCACCCCGUCGCCGCGCAGAGGACGAACAGCACCUCGACGACGCACUCCAUCGAGGGUCAGCCCCAGCAGGUGCGCAGUAUGCUUGAUAUAUGAGGUGACUGGCUUGUGCGAGGGGCCAUGGGGCCAUCUCCUCCCAAUCUGAUGCCCCGGGGCCUGGUCAUCGUACGAAGUAGACGACGGGUACAUAAGACGUGCCCAAUCACAGUCGUGCUGUGGGACAAGGAGGGGGACGAGGAGUAUAGUAGAGUACAAGGGGCGUCUGGGCGAGCAUUGGGGGCGUUUCUUGACAAUCUUUUGGCAUAUAUCACUGGGCCGGGAGGAAUACCGAUACCAUGUACGGAAAUGUCUGCAUGAAUGCACCUCUACCACCACCAUCAUCACUUGGAGCACGGCCGGCAGCAUGGGUUAUCUGUUUCUCUCUUUUCUUGUCUUGGGCAUAUCCGAGUUGAAGGGUACCACUGCUGCCUUACUGGACACGACACGGAACGCACGCUUCUUUCGCCUUGCCUGCAUAUACAGCUACAUAGCCCCCUAUAGGCUGACCGAGAGAUUUUCCGUUCUUUUUCUUACCCAUGAAGCUGCCUAUUCGUGCUUACCUAGACUUUCGGGCGUCUCCCCGUAUGUUGUGGUAGGCUGGGAGGCGGGGCUUUUUGCAUGUCACUGAGAGUGGCUCUUGGUGGGCGUCCCCAUGUCCCGAUGCGGACCUACUUAUAUGCAUGGACGAUGGGAUGGUGGAUGCAUCUUGACCAGGCCAAAAGGGAGGAGAAGAAGAAGAAGAUGAUGAUGAUGACACUGGCGCUACGAUUUGAGGAUGAAAUACUGCAGGGCAGCACGGCACAGCUGCCGCCGCCUGACGCACAAGGGCCUAGAGCAUCUCUGGCAGCCUGGUACAGUAUACGUACCAACGUUACUUCGGGGUAUACCCAGAAUCUCACACCCUAUGAUAGUAUACAAGGUACAGUACCUAAGGUAGGUAGAGGUGGUAUAAGUACCGGGUUGAGUUGGCAUAUAGCAAGACGCCUUGGCGAGUGCACCAAUGACCAGUCGUGAGAUCAUCAUGAGAUGCAUCGACGCCCCGUCCGCGAGGAUGGAGCGCGCACCUUCACUAAUGCAAGGGACCAGUGGCAAAGAUUUUGCCCGCAACCCAACAGCGUCAGUCGCAACCUCGAGGGGGGCCCGUGGGCAUCCGGGCGUCACACGUGCGGGACUGUCCUGCGCCGUAUGCCGCGCCUGUGCUGCAACGCGCUGUGCUGCAAGGACGGGAGUGAUAAUGUGAGUGCUGUACUGUGCUGUACUGUACAGCGCGGCACGCGUGCGAGAUUCCCACACGGAUACCCGCCCGCAAGCACAGUGCCCGUCCACCGACAUCUCAUCCAUUUUCAUCCCACCCUCGCCGUGGAUACGCAUGGACCCUGCCGCAGGUAGGGACUCAAGAGACACACCUACCGAGCACGGCAGAGCCCGAAUCAAGGUCCAAAUGGCAACCGCCCUUCUUCGUGGCCAGGCAAGGGGUCCUUGACGAGCCACAAUGGGAAAUCCCGGACUCGCUCUCGACACCCCAUGGAAUGACCACCAAAGUUCACCAUCAGACGCCAGGCGGAUGAGGGUCCCCAUGCGUGAGACACAACGGGCAUGUGACGAAUGAUGGACCCUGGAAACGGGCCGACGAUGGCCCUUUGCGCGCCGUGGAGCCGCGACCCCGACGACUCCGUAUGCUUGGGACGUAUUAUCCAUGUUUGUUGGCUGCUGGUCCGGGGCCGCGGGCGUGGGUGUUGGGAC